AUGCUCCACACAUUCUGUUGUCAAAAAGAUUCUGUGGCUGUUGAAUUUUAUUCUAUCAUUCAAAAUCAACUUAUACAAGUCCGGAGCAAAUGGAUGUAAAGACCAAUGUUGAUGUAUCCGAAUUCUAGUGAAGGUUGAAGAUUAAAAAAAAUAACUAUUAUGACUAAUCCUUGGGAAGAGAAAAGCUGCAAAAUGGCCCAGACAAGUUUACUGCAAGGAAAGCAGUUUUACUGUAGGGAGUGGGUUUUCCACAAGCUUCAGCACUGUCUCCAGGAGAAGACCAACGGUUGUAACAGCACUGCCAGUACCCCAUCCCUUGUCAUGAAUUCUGGGAAUAAUGCUGGUGCUGUCUCUGGCAAAGGAGCCGCCUGGGGCGUGUUGCUGGUAGGAGGGCCUGGCAGUGGCAAGACAGCACUCUGCACUGAGCUCUUGUGGCCAAGUUCACCGACAAGCCUGCAGAGAGGUUUACAUCGCCAGGCCUUGGCAUUUCAUUUCUGCAAAGCCCAGGACUCUGACACUUUGUGUGUUGGAGGGUUUAUCAGAGGCCUGGUGGCCCAGAUCUGCCGCAGUGGACUGCUCCAAGGGUAUGAGGACAAGCUAAGAGACCCAGCUGUGCAAAGUCUCCUGCAGCCUGGGGAGUGUGAGAGGAACCCCGCUGAGGCCUUCAAAAGGUGCGUGCUGCUCCCACUCUUGGGAAUGAAGCCUCCCCAGCAGAGCCUGUACCUGCUUGUUGACUCGGUGGAUGAAGGGUGGAACAUCGCCGAAGGUGAACAGACAUCUAGCAGCUUGUCUGGGACGGUGGCUGAGCUCUUAGCUGGACACCAUGACUUCUUUCCACCAUGGCUGUUACUGCUCUGUUCUGCCCGGAAACAGAGUAAGGCUGUGACUAAAAUGUUCACUGGCUUUCGAAAAAUAAGUUUAGAUGACCUUCGGAAGGCAUAUAUUGUGAAGGACGUCCAGCAGUACAUCCUUCAUCGUUUAGAUCAAGAAGAAGCUUUGCGCCAGCACCUCACAAAAGAGACUGCUGAGAUGCUAAACCAGCUCCACAUUAAGAGCAGUGGGUGCUUCCUUUAUCUAGAGCGGGUUUUAGAUGGAGUUGUAGAAAAUUUUAUUAUGUUAAGAGAGAUUCGCGACAUCCCAGGAACUCUGAAUGGUCUGUAUCUCUGGCUCUGCCAAAGGCUUUUUGUAAGAAAACAGUUUGCAAAGGUGCAGCCUAUCUUGAAUGUGAUUCUCGCAGCCUGCCGACCUUUGACCGUAACAGAAUUAUAUCAUGCAGUAUGGACCAAAAAUAUGUCCUUAACCUUGGAAGACUUCCAACGCAAGUUAGAUGUCCUUUCCAAACUUCUCGUGGAUGGACUAGGGAAUACUAAAAUACUCUUCCACUACAGCUUUGCAGAGUGGCUUUUGGAUGUGAAACACUGCACUCAGAAGUACUUGUGCAAUGCAGCGGAAGGGCACAGGAUGCUGGCCAUGAGUUACACCUGUCGAGCCAAGAAUUUAACACCACUGGAAGCCCAGGAGUUCGCAUUGCACUUAAUCCAUUCAAACCUGCAGUUGGAGCCAGCAGAGCUGGCCCUGUGGAUGAUAUGGAAUGGCACACCUGUUGGGGAUUCUCUUUCUACUUUAAUCCCCAAGGAGCAGGAGGUGCUCCAGCUUUUGGUUAAAGCCGGCGCUCAUGUCAACAGUGAGGAUGAGCGCGCCUCCUGCAUAGUGCGGCAAGCCUUAGAAAGAGAGGACUCCAUUCGGACCUUACUAGAUAAUGGCGCUUCAGUGAAUCAGUGCGAUUCCAGCGGCCGGACCCUGCUGGCAAAUGCUGCAUACAGCGGCAAUUUGGACGUGGUGAACUUGCUGGUGUCCAGAGGUGCGGAUUUGGAGAUAGAAGAUGCUCACGGACACACCCCGCUCACCCUGGCUGCCAGGCAGGGACAUACCAAGGUGGUCAACUGCCUGAUUGGGCGCGGUGCAAACAUCAACCACACGGAUCAAGAUGGCUGGACGGCCCUGAGGUCUGCAGCCUGGGGCGGGCACACAGAGGUGGUGUCUGCGCUGCUGUAUGCCGGUGUGAAGGUGGACUGUGCAGACGCUGACAGCAGGACAGCCCUGCGGGCCGCAGCCUGGGGUGGCCACGAGGACAUUGUCCUGAAUCUGCUGCAGCAUGGUGCUGAGGUGAACAAAGCUGACAAUGAAGGGAGAACCGCGCUGAUCGCCGCAGCCUACAUGGGGCACCGGGAGAUCGUGGAGCAUCUUCUGGACCACGGUGCCAAGGUAGACCACGAGGAUGUGGACGGCAGGACAGCCCUCUCAGUGGCUGCACUCUGUGUCCCUGCCAGCAAAGGCCACGCAUCCGUCGUGAGCCUCUUAAUCGACCGUGGGGCCGAAGUGGACCACUGUGACAAGGACGGCAUGACGCCCCUGCUGGUGGCUGCCUAUGAAGGACACGUGGAUGUGGUGGACCUGCUCCUCGAGGGUGGUGCAGAUGUGGACCACACCGACCACAAUGGGCGUACACCCCUGCUGGCUGCCGCCUCCAUGGGCCACGCGUCUGUGGUCAACACCCUUUUGUUCUGGGGUGCGGCCGUGGACAGCAUUGACAGUGAAGGCAGGACCGUGCUCAGCAUCGCCUCGGCCCAGGGCAACGUUGAGGUGGUCCGCACGCUGCUGGACCGGGGCCUGGAUGAGAACCACCGGGACGACGCCGGCUGGACCCCGCUACACAUGGCGGCCUUUGAGGGCCACAGGCUCAUCUGUGAAGCUCUUAUCGAGCAGGGGGCGCGGACCAAUGAGACGGACAAUGAUGGGCGGAUCCCUUUCAUCCUGGCCUCGCAGGAGGGCCACUAUGACUGUGUGCAGAUCCUCCUGGAGAGCAAGUCCAAUGUGGACCAGCGUGGGUACGAUGGGAGGAACGCCCUGCGCGUGGCUGCGCUGGAGGGACACCGGGACAUCGUGGAGCUGCUCCUCAGCCAUGGUGCUGACGUGGACUACAAGGACGCUGAUGGCAGGCCCACCCUCUACAUCCUGGCCCUCGAAAACCAGCUCACCAUGGCCGAGUACUUCCUAGAGAACGGGGCCAAUGUGGAAGCCAGCGAUGCGGAGGGCCGGACCGCGCUCCAUGUGUCUUGUUGGCAAGGCCACGUGGAGAUGGUGCAGGUGCUCAUCGCCUGCCAUGCAGACGUCAACGCAGCUGACAAUGAGAAGCGCUCGGCCCUGCAGUCAGCUGCCUGGCAGGGCCAUGUCAGGGUGUGCCAGCUGCUCAUCGAGCAUGGCGCCCAGGUGGACCACACGUGUAACCAGGGGGCCACCGCCCUGUGCAUUGCUGCCCAGGAAGGGCAUGUGGAUGUCGUGCAGGUGCUGCUGGAGCACGCUGCCGACCCCAAUCACGCUGACCAGUUUGGGCGCACUGCCAUGCGUGUGGCGGCCAAGAAUGGCCACUCACAGAUCAUCAAGUUACUGGAAAAAUACGGCGCCUCCACUCUGAAUGGCUGCUCCCCAUCGCCCGUUCACACGAUGGAGCAGAAACCUCCCCAGUCCAACUCAUCCAGAAUGCAGUCGUUGACCAUGAAGUCCAGUAGCUCUGGCAGUACUGGUGGGGGCGAUGCACAGUCCUCUUUACGUGGAGGCUUACCCAAUGGGCCAGCACAUGCAUUCAGCUCUCCCUCGGAGUCCCCGGACUCCACAGUAGAUCGGCAGAAGUCCUCCCUGUCCAACAAUUCCCUGAAAAGCUCCAAGAACUCGUCCCUGAGAACUACUUCCUCCACGGCCACAGCCCAGACGGUGCCGAUGGACAGCUUCCACAGCCUGUCCUUCACUGAGCAGAUCCAGCAGCACUCGCUGCCCCGCAGCCGCAGCCGGCAGUCCAUCAUCUCCCCAUCCUCCACCACACAGUCCUUGGCACACAGCCACACCUCACCCUGCAGUGACUUUGAGUGGAGCCAGGUGCAGCCCAGUGUGAAGUCCUCAAAACCACCUAAAGGAGGGGGGACAUCAGAAAAUGCUAGCAAGUCAGGGUCAGCGGGGAAGAAGGCGAAUAAGUCCAGUAAUUGUUCCCAGUCAAAGGUUUUAGAAUAUGAAAUGACUCAGUUUGACAAAAGAGGGCCUGUAGGCAAAUGUGGGAGCAGUGUACCUCUUAAACAAGGACCUGUAGAUGCUCAGGGCAAAAUCGUGCUGCCUGCUACCCCCCAGGACACAGGCCGGGCUCCACAGCAACUCCUAGGUGGAGAGCAGAAGAGGAGGAAUGGGAUCAUGACAAAUCCCAACUACCUACAGAGCAACCAGGUGUUUCUGGGUAGGGCCCCCGUCCCACGGACAGUCCAAGACAGAGGCCCUCAGGACCUGUUAGAGGGCUUCCCUUCCUCAGAGACACAAUUAAGCCUUAAGCAAGCCCUGAAGCUCCAGAUCGAGGGUUCCGACCCUGGCUUCAACUAUAAAAAGGAAACGCCAUUAUGAAAGUGUGCUAUUCUGGGGAAUAGAAGACAUUGCAGUGGAAUGAAUGGUUCUUCAGCUACCAGAUGAAAACAUAAAAUGCCUAUUGAUUUGCUGGAAAAAAAUCUGAAGAAUGUGAUACCGCAGUAUAGUUACCUUAAUUAAUGUGCCUGACUAGUAAGGCUGCCUUCUAAGUGUGACCCUAUGUGCUUAAAAAUCUCAUUGUGUGUGCUUUGUACUUGCAACUCAGAAAAAGCACUGUUUUGAAGAAAAAAUGCAGAGGUAUACUGCAGCUCCCUGGUAAAGCUGAAAAAAAAAAAAAACCUUUGAGUUAAGUAUUUUAAGAUUUGAUAAAUGUGCAUGUGCCAUGGUCAGAUAUGUAUGGAAGGCAGUGUUCCUUGUAUUUAUUUUUUUUCUUUUUGUGGCAAAGAAAAUGUAAGUGUAGUAUUUCAGUCACAUUUGCAUUGUAGUAUGUGCCUGGUUCUUGUACCUUUAAAAGUGUUUCUCAAUAAAAUAAAUAUCGCAGCUGUCUUAUGUUCACUAUUCCUUCAGCAGCAGAGAAAAUGAGGUUCUACAUAAAUGCCACAUUGACAUGAAAACUUGGUUUCUUGAAAGAUUUUCAAAAAAUAUCAUUUCUAAUAGUUUAGGGAGCUGUUCUGAGUAGUUGAGAAAUCUGGCUUUUUCCAAUAGAAUACUCAUCUCUGGCUAAAAGUAUGAAAAUAAGCAAUCAGCCUAUAGGCUGCAGAAGAUUCCAUUCAUUACAUUCACAGGGUACAGUGUCCCCUUCCAUGAACUGUCAUUCCACCUCCAAGAAGACAGACUCAUUCCUGAUGCGGGAUCAUUCUCAGGGACAAAGGCAUGCCUCAGUCACUUGUGUGUCCCUAGCACGCACACUUGGUAUAUCUGAAGGAAGAGUUCUGAUCCCUGAAUAACUCAUUCCUACCCUACUCUUCCUCUUAUGUAGAAUUUAUCCAUGUAAACGUGAAUGCUGGCCUCUUGCUAAGCUUUUCUCUACUUACUAAUCACUGCAUCACCAAAGUGGCCACUACUCAGAAUCAGUUGAGUUGCUUUGAAAUGCAAAUGAAUGGCUUAGUGGGCUAAGUAUUGUUGUUGGAUGUACUUGUGCUGCCCUUUGAAGGUGAUAUGGCUGGCCCACAACUGACUGAGACUAGAGCAUGUGUAUUAUUAUUUGAUAAAAGCGAUGGAUUCUCUGUCCACAUGCUUUUUCCUGUUUCCUUCUUUGGACCGUGGCUGAAUGCCAAGGUUGAGGGAGACAGAGGUCUGUGAGCAUGGGGAGACCUUGGUUCAAAUGCCUGUGGGCCCACAGCUCCAGCCUCAUGGGUAUAUUCUACCCAGCAGAGCCCACUGGCAUGGGCCAGCUUGAAAAGGCUUGACAUAUGAAAAUGAGGGGAUAGAUUUGAUCUUUGAAUGAACCUACCAAUCUGACACAUCCCAGAAAUUCUGUUCUUCCCAUGUGCUGUUGAAAAGGAGGAAUGAGGAAAGAGAAUUUGGAGAUUGAGCACAAAACCAUCGCUACUACUGAGAGGAAUCUUUUAGUAUCAGAAUAAUGAUAUCCUCUAUAAAGGACUCAUAGGUGAGGCGUUCUUUAUGAAAAUAGAAAUGUGUAAUUGGUUGGGAUAAGUAUUUUUCACUUGAAUCUUUGCAUAAAGCUUUUCUUUUGGAGUCAGCAAAACUUACUUUCAUCUGUAAGUUGUAACCAAUAAGUCAUAAUCCAGAUAAGGAGAUAAGUUGAUGAGUUCAAUCAAAGUUAAGGCGACAUGGCAAUAUCGAUAAUUCGAAUGUGAAUGUUUCAAGUAUUGAAUUCUUGUCCCUAUGGGACAUUUAUUGACAACACUUAAUAGGACUCUUUCAAAGUAGCCUUAAAAGUGUUAAUGAUUCUGUUAAUAAUAUGAACACAUACUCUAAUUAGAACCAACUUCACUCCCCCUCUGGUACAGUACAUUGCAAUGGCUGUUGAGGAUGGAGCACUAUCUAAUUUCUUACUAGGCAAAUUUUUCUUUAGGAAGUCAACCCUGAAAGCUGCCAGUUUUUCUAUUACCCUUGAAUUAUGGAAAUUGUAUUUAUUUAAUUUUAUUGUUUUUACAGAAUUGCACCUUGUGGCCAAAGGGCAAAGAUAUGACUCGUUGCAUUAGGGAUUUAUUUUUUUCAAAGAGCUUUUUUGGUAGCCAUCCUUUAUAUACUUGGAACAGUUGGUAGGAAGAGAGCUUAUUGAGAAAGUAAGAUUUUCAUAAGUAUUCUGUGGGAUGUUUUUAUAUAAAGUUUUAGAAGAGAAGGAAAGUGACUUUCACUUAGGAUACAGGUGAAAGAUGCUGGGGAUGCUUUUCUGUUUUCUGUGGGGAAUUUAAUACCAGAGAUGGAAAAAAAUGGCUCUUCUCCAUUAAAAAAAUGAAAAUAGUCCCCCUUCCAAUAUUAAACCCCUAAAUAGCUAUUUUUGAAAUUGAAAUGUUUAAAUUUUAUAAAUCAGCUCUUUCCACUAUACAACUUAAAUGAUAACCAUGUGCUUUUAACAUUUUUAUAACAUUCCAUCCUUCUCAUUCCCCUAAAACUUAUGAGUUGAUCAUAAGAGAAGUGAUUUUUUUUUAAUUAGGAAAAUGUGCAGGUUUUUAGGCAAGGUUUGGAUUAGAGAAAGAACCAGGAGCCAGUGUGCCCAGCUGCUUCUGCACCCCUUCCUCACCCUGCCCUUCCAGAAUCUCACCAAAAAACUGUUCACUGCUGAGAAAUCAAGAAUAAAUACUUUCCUCAAGUGGUAGAACACCAGCUUUGAGUGAAAGUGUGCCAGGACCUGAGUUCAAGCCUCAAAAAAAAACCUCCCUUUCCCCCCCCCCCACACAAAUACACAUUAAAGAAAAAGAAGUAAAUGCUUUUCUCCAUAUUGUUUUUGGCUAUGCAAAUGUUUGUUCUACAUUUUACACUGUAGGCAGUGUAGCUACAGACACAUGAUUUGGGUUUUUGUUUUAUUUUCUUACCCCAUUUGGUUUUAGGGUAUGUAAAUAACCUAAAAUGUACAUUGAAUUUCACAUUGUAAAAGUUUUAUUUUAUUCCUUGUAUCAUAUUAUGCCAAAAAAUCCUUAUGUAUAUGAAAGUGCAUAAUAAAUAUAUUUGCUUUACA
Dipodomys ordii (Ord's kangaroo rat) is the source of this 7549-nucleotide messenger RNA. It is a transcript of the gene Ankrd50, whose product is annotated as ankyrin repeat domain 50. Gene Ontology annotation, molecular function: protein binding. NCBI's taxonomy places the organism in Eukaryota, Metazoa, Chordata, Mammalia, Rodentia, Heteromyidae. The record is from RefSeq and is a predicted model, not a curated record. The transcript is spliced from 4 exons. Bases 160 to 4443 code for a protein of 1427 amino acids.